Molecule: messenger RNA, 8195 nt
Organism: Canariomyces notabilis
Lineage: Eukaryota; Fungi; Ascomycota; Sordariomycetes; Sordariales; Chaetomiaceae
Exons: 2
Coding region: 421-7992 (2523 amino acids)
Biological process (GO): phosphatidylinositol phosphate biosynthetic process
Cellular component (GO): endosome membrane; fungal-type vacuole membrane
Molecular function (GO): 1-phosphatidylinositol-3-phosphate 5-kinase activity; metal ion binding; ATP binding
Source: RefSeq, a predicted model, not a curated record
GUGCCUGGCUCCUGCUGAGCCGAUGACUGAGGGUCAACAAUCACGGCACCAACAGAAUCCUGAAGACCUUUGGCGAAUGUGAGCAACAGCAUUCCUAAGCCAAGCCCGACCGAGACGUCCCGUUGGAGAUGUUCUUAGACGACCCUGGAAUUUGCAGUCGACUUGCGUCGUCCAAAGCACACUUGACUCACCGUUCGUCGACACCAUCACCCAUCAACGGCCGUUAGAAGUCACCACCAUCCAGCUCCUGUCAAACCCGGUAUUCUACUAUUUUGCUCGUGGUGCUGCGGCGAAAUCCGGCAUAGAACUAGUCCUCGUGCUGCUGUAGAUUCAACCUGCGAUAAAGUAUGACGAUCGCUUCUAUUAAUCCUGCCGCCUUGCAAGACACUAGUUCGUCGCUCUAACCCGAGGAUCGACGGCAUGGCCAACGCCAACGGUCUCCGACAGCCUUCCAUAGGCCCUUCCGUUCCCCCAUCGCCUUUAUCGCCCCGCUUCCGCCGCGAUUCGGCAGCAUCGCUGUCCGUUUCGUCACAUGUCGACAAGGAUCAGCUCGCUCUUGCGCUCGACAAGAUUCACACAUCGGCCAGCCAGUCGGACGCGCUUACCACGUUCAACGACUUCACCGCUCCCCCGGGCUCGUUGCCAACGUCCGAGAGUAAGACAACAGCGGGCGAUAUCGUUCAGCAGGGUCUAAGUGGCUUGUAUACGCGCUUCAAGGAAGCCGUCGGCGCUGUCGGAAAGGGUCCUGCUCAAGAUGCAGAUGGCGCCGACGGCCAAGAUACCGCGCCCAGAAAGAGUUCCACCGCGGCUGCCAGCGCCUCCAAAGUGUCCUCCCCUCUUCCAAGGGGAGAAAGCGGUGCCACGGCUUCGACCCUCGAUUCAGCCCUGUCCUCGGACGUCCCGGCGUCGAGACUCUCAUCGUCUGGUGCCGCGGCGGUUGAGUCCCAAUUGCAUGGCUUGCAGUCGUCCAAGGCGUCCUCGGUCACGACACUAUCUGCCCCAAAAACUGCAUCCUCCAGCGUCCAGAACCUGCCGAAGAUUGCCAAAACAACAGCGCCAACCACGGCAGAUGCCGCUAUUGCGCCGGUAACCGCACAGGGCCGUAUGGAUAUGGAUGCUGCACGUGGAGUGGCGGUUCGUGUCGAGGAUCGCCCCGGGCGCAGCACAGGCCGCAGAAGCAUAAGCAAACCCACCGACGCAACAUCAAGCCCCAGUCUCUCCGGCAAUGUAAGCUUAGACGGCCUGGCCACAGCUGACCGUCUUGUUCUUCAGAGUCGAAGUAGGAGGGAGGACGCGCCCAGCGUGGACGGGAGCAGCGACACACCUCGAAGCCCGGUCCAGGCCUCAGCGGAAGCGCGUGCUUCGUCCUCUUCUUCGUCACGGCUCAACCCCACCGAAACCAUGCGAAAACCGGCGGUGAUUGAUCGAAUCACGUUCUCCAAGGGCGGUGGUCGUUCGAGAUCCUCGUCGAUGGAGCCCGGCACUGCUGAAGCGAGUCCCAUCAGCACCUCAGCCCACAGCUCUGUGCACCAUGACUCUUUUGCGCACACCGAACAGCCACAGAAGUUACAGUCUGGCAUUCCGAGGAUCCCCGGGACGACUGGUAACGAAGGAGCUCCCGGGAUAGUAAGCGCGAGGCUGGAGCGGAUGCGGCAGCAGGUGAUGAGCAAGAAAUUCUGGAUGGCGGAUGAAACUUGCAAGGAGUGUUUCCUCUGCGGCACGCCUUUCAAUGCUUUUCGACGCAAACAUCAUUGCCGGACAUGCGGCUGCAUUUUUGAUUCAAAGUGCACCUCCAACAUUUCCGGCCAAAAAUUUGGCGUUCAGGGGUCCUUGCGCGUGUGCAAGACCUGUCUGAGCGUCAUCAACCGUCGCUACGACAGCGGUUCAGACGACUCUGCCGAUGAAUCAUACCUCCCUGCAAUCUUCCGUGCUAGUCAACCUAAACACGUGGCCAUCGCCGCUAAGCCGCGAGCCGACGACGAGAGAAGUGUGUCGGAGCGGACGGAGCAGGCAGAUGACAACAGGACCGCGAUUACCCCGAUGAUGGCGAUCCCGGCGACUCGAAGGGUUGGAGACAGCAACCGGAAUUCAGCUGUGUUGGAGAUCGAAAUGCCGCAGCUCAGCAGGCCGGCCUCGUCGCGGUCGCUCAAGUCGCUCGGUACAAGUCGCCCGCAAUCUUCGGGCCACCAUCGACAUCAUUCCAAGCACAACCUUCUGACAAGGCUCAAGGCUCCUGCCGAUGGUAGAGCCCCAUUCCGUAUGCCAGCCGGGGAUGAUUUGGGAAGGAAGUCCAACGCCAAUGCCUUCCAUGCCGACAACAUCAUUGACCCGGAGCUAGCAGCUUACAUGUCUGAUGAAUCGAGCGCCGACGAGCAAAUGGGCAGCAUCGCCGGCACUAUCAACGGCGACAGCAUCCUAGCAAACCCCGAGUCAGAUAGGUCAAGCUUCGGCACAUACUUGAGCGCUGGCAGGAAGCAUCGAUUCCGUCAGGGCGACAAGAGCCUCAGCGGACUCAGCUAUGCAAGCCGCGGCCACGAGGAAGUCGGCGGGUUGCAGAAUUUGCCCAUGCACGCGCGGCCACCGAGGCGUAGGAACCUCAGCAUUGCGAGCAUUAGCGGGCAUCAUUUGCGUUCGCCGCGGCCCAAGUCUGCCGUCCUCAAAGGCCCAUCUGCCUCGGCUGACACGCUCUCCAUAUUCGACAGCACCAUUGAUGCCCCCGGAUUGAGGCGGAGUGACUCAAUACGCGAAGGGAAGUCGGCCGAGCCGGGCUUGAAUCCCGCGAGCAUGCAACAUGUGAAGAAACUUUUCUAUCAGUUGCUAGAGGACGCUGGUGUUCCCAAUCCAGCGAGCUGGGAAAAGGCUCUGAUCCCCAUACUGGAUAGAUGUGCCGAUGACGUCGACCCCGACAUUCGCAACGGCGAUGACAUGGACAUCCGACACUGGGUCAAGCUUAAGAAAAUUCCAGGCGGAAAGCCGGGUGAUAGCGUCUAUGUGCACGGGGUUGUCUUCACCAAAAACCUCGCUCUAAAGAACAUGCCACGCAAGAUCCGCAAUCCCAGGAUCGUCAUUAUCACUUUUCCUCUCGAAUAUCAGCGCCAUCCAGAGCAGCACUUUAUGAGCUUGCAGCCGGUCAUCGAGCAGGAAAAGGAGUACCUGAGGAUGGUCGUUAACCGGAUUCUUAGCCUGGAGCCCCAUGUCUUGUUGGUCGAAAAAAGCGUCGCCGGGGUGGCUCUGCAGUACCUCUCGGAAGCAAAUGUUGCCGUCGUGUACAAUGUCAAACCGUCCGUCAUUGAAGCCGUCUCGCGGAUCGCAGACAUGCCCGUCAUCUCUUCGAUGGACAUGCUCAGCCUAGGGGCUCGGGUCGGCAUGAGCGAGAGCUUCGAGGUCAAGACAUUUGUGAAUAACGAGAUCAGGGGCAAAAAGAAGACAUACAUUUUCAUAUCUGGUUGCCCGAAAGACCGCGGCUGCACAAUUGUUCUUCGUGGCGCCUCGACCAAAAUUCUUUCCCGCGUGAAGCGAAUCACCGAGUUCAUGGUCUAUGUUGUCUACAACCUGAAACUAGAAUCUUGUCUGCUACGCGACGAGUUCGUUCAGAUUCCUUCAGAAAUCGAUCGCGCAUUGCCGUCGACGCCGUCUCCAAGACAACACUCAGUCAAUGGUCUUCAGCUGUCACCUAGCGGUGUUCAGGACCCAGCAAGCAGCCGUCCUACGAUUUUCGUAACACGCCAAAGCACAGAGACCGGCCUACUUCCGCAAACCAGCUGUAGUGAGACCCUUGACUCGGAGCAGCCUGCCGCUCCAGAGAUUCCCGAACCCAGUGCGGAGCCGUUGGCUGCGUCGUCCAAUGAGCCUGUUGCUGAUGAGCCUUCUAAGACUGCUGCCGAGCCCAGUGUUGGGCCAUCUGUUGAGCCUCCUACUGAGCAGAUGGCCGAGCCGGUGCAGAGACUGAUAUCGCUCCAUGAGUCUCAUUCUCACGUCCAUGUGCCUGAGGACAUACCUAUGCCAACUUUCUACAGCGACAUGGUUGCAAAGUACGAGACUAGAAUUUUAUCUGCCUCGCCGUUUGUCAAGUUUACGCAGCCAUAUCUCCUCAUGAAGGCUCGAGAGCAGGAAAGGCGUCUGGUGUACCUGCGGCGUCUUCGCGAUCAGGCGAUUGUGGAAGACCCCGAUGAGAGUGAGAAACUCAAGUCGCAGCGUUUUCAGUUGAUCAGACCGGAGAUGGUGCACGCGAUUGGGCAAAAAGCUCCGCGGCAGAUCAUGGAGGUUCUCCAUGCUGUCCACGAUGCCGAGUACGAUAAGGCUUUACACAACUAUCAGACGCAGUCGAGGCAGUGGGAAAACUACAUCCAGGGCAGCCUUGACCUCUUUGACCCCUACUCCCACCAGAACAUUGUUGUCUUGUAUUCAGUCACUUGCACCGCUACAAAGAUUCCAUGCUCUGAGCCGACUCUGGUUGCCAUCGAAUUCUACAACGAACAUCCCGACCUUAGCGGAAACAUGGAUCCGGACUGCACUUUGGGUCAAUACAUAGAGGACAUUUGCGAGAGUGCCGAGUUGGUAUGCCACUCGAACGGCUGUGACCGCAAGAUGCACGAGCAUCACCGCACCUAUGUCCAUGACAACGCCCGCCUCACCAUCAUACUGGAGACGUCGCCGGCGUGGCCUGAGACUUUCCCAGAGAAACCCCAAGAGAACAACGGAGACAAGGAUGCUACCGGCAUUUGUAUGUGGAAUUACUGCAAGCUUUGCAAGAAGCAUUUCGGACUUAUGCCCAUGUCGGUGAGCACCUGGAAGUACUCCUUCGGCAAGUACCUCGAAUUGUCCUUCUGGAGCCAAGGUCUCCGACUCAACCCUCAAUCGGAGUGCCCGCACGAUCACAAAAAGGACCACAUCCGGUUUUUCUACUACUUGUACCGCGAUAUCGCCGUUAGAGUGCACUACGACCCUAUCGACCUCUACGAGAUCAUUGUGCCAAGGCCAAGGAUUACCUGGAAAGUCGACAUUGACCUGAAGCUCAAGAAUGACAUCUUCACCAAGAUUGAGGACCGCUGGAACCGUUUCAUAAAUUCGGUCAGGGCCAGGCUUAAGAGCAUCCGGAUCGAUAGCGUGCUCCCAGAAAAAGCCGAGGCCUGCAGGGCUGAACUCGAGCGACUCACCAAAAAGGCGCAGGAAGACCAACCGGAGCUCAUCCGUAUCCUUCAAGAGGCAUACAUGAAUUCAAAGUACUAUGAGGUCAUUCCGCUCAACGCCGUUAUCCGCGAAAUGCUUCAGAAAGUGACGGACUGGGACGCUGCUUUUGCAGCGUUCGAAGCCGAGUUCCUCUCCGACAAGGAUGUCCGUCAGCUAACCAUCAUGCAAUUGAAGAAAAUGUUCUCAGAUCACGGGUCAAAGGAGUCGCUGCCGGGCACCGAUGGGACCGCAUCCGUCGCAUCGGAGGCGGAAGAGAAGUCCACACCGGCGACUACCCCGCUGGGGCUCUCCGAAGGCGGCGAGAAGCCCUCUCAGUCAUCAGAGUCGUCCGAUUUCAGCCAGCCACAGGUGACAAGUCUUGCCCCCGUGGUGGAGCCUGACCCGGUACUCAGGGAGGCUGAAGUAAGCCCGCCCAAGGAAACUACGGAGAGGGUAGAGCCGCUCGAAAUAGCGAACCUAAGCUCGCCGAGCAUGGCGAAGAGCGUUCUACCUGCUUCAGAUUCCGGGUUGGAAGAGGUCAAACCGCGAACAGAGCAGCCGUCGUUGGUACAGCCAGCAAGUGCCUCUGAUCCUACUGCAGCCCCAUCGCUCGCCGGACAAGCUAGCGCAAUACCGUCUCCCACUGCGACCCGACCAUCAUUAACAGAAAAAGUGGAGCAAUUGCGUCGUGAACAGCGGGUUUCAUCUAGCGAUAUUGCCGGCUCGGCUUCUGGCGGCGAGAGUGUCAACGAUACCCCAAGACCUACCCCAGACCGUGCCUUUCCCCGUCGGGCUGGGACGGCUGUAUCGCCACCCCUGGUUCGUACCGUGUCUCAGCCAGGGCUAUUGCCACGGCAAUCAGCCAUUGGCAAGUUGCUCAAGGAACAAAAGACUCAAGACUCGGCAGCAGGUGAAACGCAAAAACCAACUGGCGAAAAGAAGUUUUCGGACCGCAUCGGCCUGGGGGCCCUGAAGAGUCAUCGUAAGGCAGGACCUUCUGGCAUUCCACGCUACGUCCACAAGAGGGAAUCCAAAGUCUCGACGCUCGCACGUCACUUUGAGCAGCUAAGCCGCGAAUUCGAAAAGGAAAGGAUGAAGGACCGCAAGCAGCGUGCUGCCAAGAUGCACCACACUCGAGCCUUCCUGCCGCGCUCUUCCACCAAGACCAUAGUAGAAGUGUACAAGGACGUGAAUCAGGCUGUCGAGGAAGCGGGACAGCGGGAUGAGGAACAUUCUCUUGAUAGAGAUGCAGCAGGCAGGCAUCCCGGCGACAUGCCCAACGCACCAGACGCCUCAGCCGAAGAGGGGCUGGUCAAACAGGCGGAGACAGAAGCCCGCUCACCACGGGAACCUCCCUCACAAACAUCGCAGUUCGAAGAGGCGAUCGCCGAGACGGAGACGGAAGAAACCCGGCUUGAAAGCCGUGCCGGGUCGGAAGAUGAAGGUGCCGGAAGCGAUGCUGACAAUUCUGCGCUCACUCUCGAUGACAUUUUGCCCGAUGUCAAGGAGAUUGCCGCAUCCCUGGAGCCAAGCGAGGAGAUUCCGGAAGAGCUUCCGAAACACCAGAAGAAGAGCCUCAUGGCAAUGCUGACCAACUUCUGGGCCGAGCGGUCUGCUAGUGGAUGGCCUCAGCUCGAGUAUCCCAUCAACGUAACGGAUCACAUCCUCCUUGACUCGGAUGUGAUUAUCAGGGAGGACGAGCCUAGCUCGCUCGUAGCGUUCGCAUUGAGCUCGGAGGAUUACAAGUCCAAAUUGGCCGACAUCCGCCAAAAGUGGAAAAUAUCAAACCAACGAGACGCAGAGGCCAGCAGCGACGGUGGCCUAGAAAUGAAGGAUUCGCAGGGAUGGGACGCGGCGACGGCGGGCUUUGAUGAAGAGGAGCUUGAAAAGAGCCUGCUCCGAUCGACCGGGACGCAUGUGAAGUACCAGUUCACCGAUGGCUCGGCGCGGAUGAUGUGCAAAAUCUUCUUUGCCGAGCAGUUCGAUGCGCUUCGGCGCAAGGUUGGAGUGGCGGACCGCUUCGUUGAGUCUCUGUCCCGCUGUCUAAAGUGGGAUUCCAAGGGAGGCAAGACAAAGUCGGUCUUCCUCAAGACAUUGGAUGACCGGUUCGUGCUGAAGUCAUUAUCGCUGAGCGAGACGACUUCUUUCCUUAACUUUGCACCCGACUAUUUUAGCAUAAUGGCCGAGGCGCUCUUCCACGACCUACCGUCGGUGAUCGCCAAGAUGCUCGGCUUCUUCCGCAUCAUCAUCAAGAACCCGAUCACCAACACGGAGAUUAAGUUGGACCUCCUGGUCAUGGAAAAUCUGUUUUACGACCGGUCACCGAGCCGCACGUUUGAUCUCAAGGGCUCGAUGCGCAACCGCAAGAUCCAAUCGACGGGUGAGCAGGACGAGGUGCUCCUGGACGAGAACAUGGUCGAGUACAUUUACGAAUCGCCGCUGUUUGCGCGGGAACACUCGAAGCGGCUGCUGCGGGCGUCCGUGUUCAACGACACGCUGUUUCUGGCGCGGAAGGAAGUCAUGGACUACUCGCUGAUGGUGGCUGUCGACGAGGUCAAGAAGGAGCUCGUCGUGGGCAUCAUUGACUGCAUACGGACGUACACGUGGGAUAAACAGCUCGAGAGCUGGAUCAAGAACCGUGGCUUUGCCGGGGGUGGCAGAAACAGACCGACCGUGACUAGUCCAAAGGAGUACAAGAGCCGGUUCAGGGAGGCAAUGGCGAGGUACAUUCUCCAAGCCCCCAACUGCUGGCACGUUUUUGGGAACAGGCUCCCUCCGAACACGCCUGCAACGCCAAAGCCUAGGUUCGAAGGCGAAUCAUGAUGGAUGGCAGUGAACCUGUGCAUAGUUACGGGAAGGGUGAAAGGGAUAUACAUUUCUUGGUGGGUUUGCAUGGCGGGGCGGUAAGUUUCUUGGGGUUAUAUGAGUUCAAUUGCACCAAUGGAGCUUGGAGUUGAGGUGUAUGGGAUAUACAUAUAAAUGACUUCGGGGCAUCGUGCGAAGAAUUUAUCUGGUGCAUAACUACU